AUGGCGAACCAUCCUCCGGAUCCCGCGGCUACCGAGGCUCGGCUUCAAGGCCCAGGUGUCCUUAUUCGUACAAUGAAGAAAGGAACGGGAACAAAGUAUCCGAAGAAAGGCGACGUUUGUGUGAUUCACUACGAGGCAUGUUUAGAGGACGGUAGCAAGGUUGAUAGCUCGAGAGAUCGAGCUUUGCCACUUAAAUAUACGGUAGGCCAAAAGGAGAUUCUGUUGGGUUUGGAUGUGGCGGUCCAGAAAAUGACGGUGGGGGAAACCGCCGAAAUUACCAUCCCGAGCUUUUUCGCCUACGGUCACGCCGGCUGUCCACCCCGAAUUCCGGCCGAUGCCGUAUUGAUCUUUAGGGCCGAAUUGCUCAACAUCACAUGA
Phaeodactylum tricornutum CCAP 1055/1 is the source of this 378-nucleotide messenger RNA. RefSeq lists its product with no specific name. The transcript is spliced from 2 exons. The coding region runs from base 1 to 378 and encodes 125 amino acids. The record is from RefSeq and is a predicted model, not a curated record. NCBI's taxonomy places the organism in Eukaryota, Bacillariophyta, Bacillariophyceae, Surirellales, Neidiaceae. Gene Ontology annotation, molecular function: peptidyl-prolyl cis-trans isomerase activity.